Molecule: messenger RNA, 1656 nt
Organism: Anopheles nili
Lineage: Eukaryota; Metazoa; Arthropoda; Insecta; Diptera; Culicidae
Product: probable cytochrome P450 9f2
Exons: 2
Coding region: 1-1524 (507 amino acids)
Molecular function (GO): heme binding; iron ion binding; monooxygenase activity
Source: RefSeq, a predicted model, not a curated record
AUGAACCAAGAGGACCUGUACUGGUUCACAUUCAUUCUCGUGACGUUGCUGGGGUUCUUCACCUACAAGCUGCUCACUCGCCACCGUGCUUACUUCCGGUUGCUGCGUGUGCCACACGAAAAGCCCCACUUCCUGUACGGCAAUCUAGACGACGUGCUCAGCGGUAAACUUACGACCGCGGAGAAACUCGAACAGUACUAUCGGAAGUUUUCCGACCAUGGAUUGUUCGGCUUCUUCAACUACAUGACACCGACACUAUAUGUGCGGGAUCCGGCACUCGUACGGGAGCUGCUGCGACCGCAGAUGGACCAUUUUGAAAGUUACGGUUAUUUCCUAGACGCCGAGAAGGAUCGCUUUCUCGGAAGCCAACUACAUUUGCUGAAGGGAGCCGACAAGGCACCCAAAUUGGCCGCCUUCAUCUCCCCCAUCUUCCAGAGAGCGAACACACUCGAAGGGUUGGAUGGUGCAACGCGACAAAGCUGCAAGGCAUUGGUGCAGUUUAUUGCGUCCCGCGUCGACCUGGAGUUGGAGCUGAAAGCCAUCUUUCUCAAGCAUACGCUCAACGUUUUCGCCGGUAUGGCCUUCGGCAAGGAGCUGAAUACGUUCCAGGAUGAAUCGGACCGGUUUUGUCCCGUUGCCAGUGGUAUGGCGUACGGUGCGAAUCCAGUGCAGGUGAUCAAAACGAUGGCGUUCUAUCUGGCACCGGGCCUGAUGCGAAGUAUUGGCGUACAGUUCACGGACCGGCAGGAACUUGAUUACCUCGUUCAGCAGUACCAGCAGGCAGCAUCAAAGGCUGGGACACGAUCCAUGGCACGGCUGCUCAGUGAGGCGAACGAGCGAUUACAGCAGUCUCGGAAGCUGUCCGACGAACAGUUGACCGCCCAGUGUGCCACGUUCUUCACGAAAGGUUUCGAGCCAACGCUGAAUUUGCUGUCUUUUGCCGCGUACGAGCUCGCCCAGAACCAAGAGGUGCAAGCGAAACUGUAUGACGAGCUGCGCCGUACUGGCAACGCCUCAGAUAGCUCCACUGGUGUACCACCGUUCGAGAAAAUCCGCUCACUUCCGUACCUAGAAGCCGUUGUACUCGAAACACUUCGUAAGUGGCCCCCACAUCCGCUGCUGGUUCGAGAGUGCACCAAAGCGUUCACCAUUCCAGCGGCCACGAACGGAGACCGAACAGCAAUCCCACUGGCGGUGGGAGAUAAGCUUUACCUAUCGGUUUGGGCUUUGCACCGAAACCCGGACUACUAUCCGGAACCUGAGCGAUUCGAUCCGGAACGUUUCGUCAAUGGCGGUGACGCAAGUGCCACCCGUUCAGAUACAUUCCUUCCGUUUGGUAUUGGUCGUGGAUGCGCGGGUCAAGCGAUCGUCAAGCUAGUAGUGAAGGCUACGCUAGUGGCAUUGUUGCAAUGUUUCACGCUUAAACCCGGGGAACGCACGGCGGAACCGCUGAAGCUUAUUGAAUCGGCUUCCUCGAUGGAGGCGCGAGAUGGUUUCUGGAUACGACUGCAACCGCGAUCGUAAAACGACGAAAAGAAACGCACUUCCUGCACGCACAGUAUUUUGAAACUAUUUUUUUGCUCCUUAGAGCUCUUAGUAAAAUGUACCGUAAGAAAAACAAUAAAAUAUUGUUUAUGUAAACUUUUGUUUACAACC